AAUAAAACAUGUGGGACAAAAUAAUUUAUGGAUUUGUUAUAAUGCUUGCUACUUAUAUACUCAAGAAACUAUUUUCGGAAACACCAAAUAAUAUUAAAUUUCAAUCGAAAUUUCUCGUAUUUUAUAUUUGGACUUCUUUCGUGGCAUUAUUUACCUUACCGUUUUUUGUAUUUCGACCAAGAAACGUGAAGAACUCACUAUGUGGAGCCCAAAUCGUUAAGCAUGUAACCAAAUUAAUUGAGGUUAAAUGGCAUUUAAGGAAUGGCAGGAUAUUGGCUGAAGAUAGGGGAGCAGUUAUCAUAUCAAAUCAUCAAUCUUCUCUAGACAUUUUAGGCUUAUUUAAUGUAUGGCAUGUAGCAGUAAAAGUUGCAGCGAUUGCAAGAAAAGAACUCUUUUAUAUCUGGCCAUUCGGUCUUGCCGCAUAUUUAGCUGGAGUUGUAUUCAUUGACAGAAAUAGCACCAAGGAUGCAUACAAACAACUUAAGAUUACGUCAGAUGUGAUGAUAAAAAAUAAGACAAAAAUAUGGAUAUUUCCCGAAGGAACCCGGAACAAGGAUUUUACAAAGUUACUGCCAUUUAAAAAAGGCGGUUUCAAUAUAGCAGUUGCAGCUCAGGUCCCAAUCAUUCCAGUUGUCAUAUCACCAUACUACUUUAUUAACAGAAAGAAAAAUAUUUUCAACAAAGGUCACGCCAUAAUUCAAUGCCUAGAACCAGUGCCUACAAAAGGUCUAACAAUGGAAGAUGUACCAAAAUUAAUAACAAAAGUCAGGAAUAUCAUGGAAAUUGCAUACAAGGAGUUAUCAAAGGAAGUCAUUAGUGCCUUACCGCCUAACUAUCCCUUAGAAACUGAGGACUGAAGUAUGUAAAUUCUCGUAUAAAUAAGAAACAAAUUACGUGUGUAAUUGGGUAAAGCAAAUCUGUCAGCAGGGCUACUCAGUAACUCCAAAAACUAUUCUGGUUUCAAUAUUGUGUCCAUGUCGUCCGAUGUUUGCGACAUCUACAUAAAUACAUCAAAAUUUUCGUCUUAAGAUUACGUCAUAAUUAUAACGUUUUAGAUGCAUACAUUUUUGCUUUAUAGAGUAGCCCUGGUAUAAAAAUCUCAAAAAUAACUGUAAUAAGACAUGUACGAGAAACCCGUACUGGAAGUAAAAUGUAAACAUUCUAUUUAUACCACAGAUACUGUGGGUCUAGAUUCAUUAUGGUAAACAGCGUAUAGUACAGUAACAAUUCGUUAGUUUGAUGUCAUAUAAUUAUUAUUUUUUAAAUUUACCUUGUGCUAAGAGUUAAGGAAACAACUCCCACUUUUGCUUAAAGGGAGGUCUCAUCAAAGAUACAUUUUAGUCAUACGUUGUAUUUGCUUAAGAAAAUAAAUUAAUUGUAUCUGUCUGCACUGUCGGUCUGUAGAAUAAUGACUCAAGUCCGUUUGCAAUACAUUCAUCCAAGUUAUGCCAUUUCUGAAACCUAAACCACAAAUCUCACUAAGCGCAGGAAUAGUCAAUGAAUCUUGUGCAAUAAUCAUAAUUUUAAAUGUUGCCAUUUAUUUUAAGGCUAUAUAUAAUUUAUGUAUCUUUAGUUUCUAAGGCUAAGUCAUUCCAAUCGAAUAAUUGGAUUUAUAAGAAAACAUGCUCAUUUUAAAUUAGUUUUGAGAUACUCCUAAAAUUAUCAAAGUCACAAUUUGAGGCUUUUGCUUAGGAACAAUUAGGUUAAAUAUACUCAGAGUCACUAUAAGACUACGUUUCCUUAGUAACGAUUUAUUGUUAGUUCACCAUAUACCAUCGCCCUAUUGAUCGUAGUCUUCAGUGCCGUUCUUCAAAAUAUAUUUAUCUACCAAUUGACGUUAUGGGCGACUAUAAAUACGUACUUUUAUUUAUGAAAGCAAUGCGGCAACACCACAGGUUACUUGUCAAAAACCAUUUGACAAUAUCUUGACGGGGACAGCAUGUACAAAGAAAAUAUGUUCAAUAAUUCCGCUAAAUAAUGAUCAAGUUUGCUUACAAAGGUCGUGAAAAAAACGUGUUCCUACUCAUUUAGGUAUUUCAUUCAAGAGUUUUAAAAUAGAUAACAUGAAAUAAAUCAAGUUUAUAUAGAAAUUAGUUUUAUCGACAGUCAAAUAGAUCGUAAAUGUUCAUGAAAUAUGAGACUUUUUAGAAAUGCGCUCUACAAUGAACCUACGAACUUACUUAAAAUUUUUGCUAAUUUUUUACUACUAAUAAAUAAGAAAACCAGUCAAGAUCCUUUAGUAUUAAUUAAUUUACUAAGUUUAGUUAUAUUUUGUAUUACGUUUAGAAUAAUAACCAUUGCAGCAAGAGGCAGUCAAUUCCCAGCAAACUACACGCGUAAAGAUGCCAUAAAUUGUGAGACGAAUGUAGAAUACGAAACUCCUUGUAUUUCUACAGAAUACCAAUCAUUAGUUAAUUUAAGCUUACAUUUUACUCUUACCUUCGUACGAGUGCGCGUGAGUUGAAUGAAUUCAUUGUAAAUGGGUCGACAAUGAGUAAUUUGGUUUCUCAAUAGUCUGAACUUAAUUAGUGACCCAAUUGUAUAUUACUUUUUAAUCAAUUGUAUUUUAAUUUUAUUUCACAUUAACAAUGUUACUACACUAUGUUACUUCCAGUAGCGAUCUCAAUCUCAAGAAUGAGUUUUUGUUCAGCGCGAUGUUCCGACAUCAGUUUGCAUACAAAUCUUCUGGAUCAGUAUCGCAUCCACUGUUGGAAGUAACAGAGGAAGAGCACAGGCCUUUCGACAGUUACGAGGUGAAUUAUUCGAAUGUCGGUACAGCGUAAACGGAAAGAAUUAAUUUAAUUCAUACAACAGAUAAUAUAGGGUGUCUCAGUGCCGAUUUUAAACCUUAAAUAUUUGUAAAAGAAAACAAAUUGUAUGUUUUAAUAUUAUAAUUGCAGUAGAUUAUAAGGUAUUAGUGCGGAUUUUAUGUACGGAAUAUUGCACCAUCAAGAUGUAUACCAUUUCGGUGAAUGCACCAUUUAAAUCGGACUAGCGAAUUUGCAGAGACCCAGAACGUAAACUGAUAUGGCUCUUCUGUCGUUAUUUUAGUCUUAAACUGUUCAAAAUUCGAAGAGAUUCGAGAGAGAGAUCAUAAACUCUUGCUUUAAGAUAACCCGGGGAUCUGCUUAUGAUUUUUCCCGGAAACAACGCUUUUACUGUGUCCAUGAAGACCCUAGCUGUGUGGGUAGCCCCAUCUUACUGAAACCCUACACCUGACAUCAGUAUACCGCUCGCUUGUCUAUUGCACACUAUACAGUAACUUUUCGACUGUGUAAUGCUUUCUGAUGUUUCUGUUUUGGAUUGCUUGAUGACCAGUUAUGGCAAUUUUGACGAUUGACGUACCCUUCAAGGUGAAAGUGUGACUCAUCACUAAAAUAAACAUUCUCCAUCCCAUUUCCUCUGAAUAAAUCUCCAACAUCUUCUGGCAGUAUUUUUUCUGACUAUUUGGAUCUUAUAAGGAUGUCAUUUUAAGUCUAAGGCCAAAAUUCGUUAGACCUGAACGGCUCAAAGAGGAGGUGAGGUGGAUGCUCUGAGACAUCAUGAUUUCAAUCGAUCGCACAGAUCUAUUUCACGAGCGAACUGAAUGAUUUAGUAGACAUCCUGUCGAAAAAAUACUGGCCACUUUUGAUUUUAAUUAAUUGAAAUUGUUCCGACACGUGAGUUGACAAGAACUAGCCAAGGUAUAACAAAUGUAUAAACUGGUAUUAAGAUUAAUGUGUGUUUGUGAUUAUACUAGUCUAUCUGAUUGACGUAGGAAUAUUUCAAGUAAUUUUUGAUACAUUCAUGUUACUGUAUUUUUUAUAUCCAACUUUUCUGUAUUUAGUGGAACUUAUAUCUGAGAUAUAUUUUUAUUGAAAAUAUAUUUGAUGAUAAUUUUUAGUAUAAAAUUAUAUAAAUUAUUAACUUUUAUAAUUUGUUUCUACUGAAUUUUGUGACAUUAUAUUGAAGAUCUAUUUUACAAUAUUUAGACAAAAAAAUAUGAAUUUUUUUAUAACUGAAAGAUCUGUUAUUAGAAUGUAUGAAACAUUUCUUCGGCUUUUAUUUUACUAAACACACAAUGUGUUACACGCCAUAUGUAUUAUCUUAGCCAUAGUGUUGUAAUCGUAUGAAAAAUCUUUUUCGUCAUUUUAUUGCUAUCUGUGGCAUAGUUUACUCUAGAUAUAAAAAACUACGCUUUAGCACAUAUUGUCCCUUAUUGUAACAUUUGUGUUUUUAAUUAGAAAGUAUUGUAAUUUGUGAUAUACCUGUGUUUCAAGUAUGGUCUGAGGUUUGCGUUUUUAUGUGAUCAAUUGUUACAAUGGUAAAUAAAAAUAAUUACGCAAUCAACUUUUUGUAUAUAUACAAAAUUAUAUAUAAGUACUAAGCUUUACUCAUUAGGUUUAAAAAGUGUAUCGUAAAAUAUGAAAAAUGUUAGUUUUCUCUAUUUCAGCGCUAUAAGAUUUUUGAAUAACCUUUUUGUUAGGCUCUAAUAUUCGCAUCACUGUCUAAUACCGCUGAAAUUAAAUACGCUUUCGAUAUUUAGACCUGAUUUCCGGUCCGUCGCGACGGAAGAUUUGCGAGGCUGGUGGGACGUAAACUACCACAGCCCCGUGAUUGGACAUUAUUUACACUUGGCGAGCACUAUGAUCCAUCCUCCUAUACAAAAAUUUUAAAUCCUGUCAUUUCCAACAAAAUUCAUGUAAAAACGUAAAUCUUAGGAACCAUACUACACAAGCAAUAUAAUUUUUGUUGCCAAACACUAUUUUUGUAUUAUUUGACUA
Molecule: messenger RNA, 4763 nt
Organism: Pieris brassicae (large cabbage white)
Lineage: Eukaryota; Metazoa; Arthropoda; Insecta; Lepidoptera; Pieridae
Product: 1-acyl-sn-glycerol-3-phosphate acyltransferase alpha-like
Exons: 5
Coding region: 9-857 (282 amino acids)
Biological process (GO): phosphatidic acid biosynthetic process
Cellular component (GO): endoplasmic reticulum; membrane
Molecular function (GO): 1-acylglycerol-3-phosphate O-acyltransferase activity
Source: RefSeq, a predicted model, not a curated record